Molecule: messenger RNA, 1436 nt
Organism: Schistosoma turkestanicum
Lineage: Eukaryota; Metazoa; Platyhelminthes; Trematoda; Strigeidida; Schistosomatidae
Source: the annotation of a GenBank genome assembly
UAGCUCGUGAAAAAGAUAUUGGAUGUCGAAGGGAUUACAGAAGUACAUAUCUCCUUACCGCUACACGACCUUGAAACUUGGAUAUGAUUUACUCGUGUGUGAGGUUUUCUCAACGGAUUCGUCCGAUAUUUCGCAAUUGUAAAUCAUUUGCUUUUGGCAAUAUCAAUUAUUCUCGUAAAAGUUCACGAUCUCAGAUAUCAGUAUCAACCAAUGCAGUGUUUAAACCUGGAUCAAGCUUACAAUUGAUAUUAAAGUGCGGAGUAUUCACGGUCGUAUCCACGAAUGCGAUUUUUCUGGGAUCACUACUUUUGGGCUUCGAGGCUUGGCGAACUCGCCAUUCGAAAACAAAAAAUGAUAGCGUCAUCGGGAAUUCCAUUUCUAGGGUUCGUAACUACAUAGAAAGUAUUUUGGGCAGACCUCUACGAGCCUCGGACACUUACUGGGUUAUCGUGGCAUGCAAUAUUUUGGUCUUUCUUGGCCUUAAUAGUAGACUUUCUCCUUUCAUUCAGCCUUAUUUCCUCAGCAGUGUAACUGGGCCCACUCCUGCAUUAUCAAUGGUGCUUAGUGUAUUUUCACACAAAAGCUUAUUCCAUUUAUGGCUCAACAUGUAUGUUUUGCACAGUUUUGCAAAAUCACUUAUUUCACUUGUCGGUGUUGAGGAAUUCCUUAGUGUUUUCCUUGCUGGAGGAAUCUUUUCAAGUUAUAUAAGUUUAAUGAAUAAAUUAGUACAACGAAGUAAAUUUUCAUCAUUAGGUGCCAGUGGAGGUAUCUGCGCUCUGAUUGGUUCAUUGUGUAUGCUUAAACCAAAUGCUCAUUUAUGUAUACCAUUUAUUGUUGACAUUAUACCUCAUUCAUUUCAAGCAAAUAAUGCAAUUUGGGUUAUACUAUCCUUUGAAAUCAUUGGCAUUUUAUUUUUAAGUCGUCGUAGUGCAUUAGAUCAUGCAGCACAUGCUGGUGGUUUGAUUUUUGGCAUGCUGUAUGGAAUGAAUGGUAUUGAAUCAAUACGAGAACGACGUCAUGCUGUAUUAUCUUGGUGGAAGAGUAUUCGUGAUAAAAGAUAGAAAAAACAAAAAAUUGUUUCCAUUAUUUUUUCUCGUUGAUUGAUUUCCCUAUGAUUGUGAUUUCGUUGUACACAAACAUUCAGUGGGGAAAAAACAGUGAUGAUUUUAUACUUUGUACACAAAUAUGUGUGUUGUACAGUGAAUAUAUAUGUAUAUAUAUUCUAGAUGUUAACACUAUUGUUUAUUUCAAUGUACAAUUUACUUUAUUUGUGUAUAUGUACUCUGUGUGUGUGUGACGAAUUCUCCUAUUUGGAAUUUUUUAGUAGAUAUUAUUGAUUUUAUUUUCGAUAACAAUGAGCGAAACUUGUAUAAUUUGUUUGUUUGUUUGCUGACACUUUUUCUUGUUUCUUCUCUGAUAUACUAGUUGAAAAAAAA